Molecule: messenger RNA, 1938 nt
Organism: Letharia lupina
Lineage: Eukaryota; Fungi; Ascomycota; Lecanoromycetes; Lecanorales; Parmeliaceae
Exons: 3
Coding region: 1-1938 (645 amino acids)
Biological process (GO): lysyl-tRNA aminoacylation
Cellular component (GO): cytosol; cytoplasm
Molecular function (GO): ATP binding; tRNA binding; lysine-tRNA ligase activity
Source: RefSeq, a predicted model, not a curated record
AUGUCACAGUCAACGCCAGAUGGCAACCCUUCUCAGGAGGAGAACGACCGGCCGGUGAAGCUUCCAAUACGUACAAAGGACGGGCAAGAAGCCAUGGACCCCACAGAAGAUCCCUCAGGGGAGAAGAUCAGCAAGAGUGAGCAGAAGAGACGUCAGAAAGAGAAGGAGCGUGAGGAGAAGAAGGCGGCCAAAGCGGCAACCGCCCCACCCCAGGCCGAGAAAAAGGUGUCUGCUGUCGCUCAGGAAGCUGAAUUGACGCCAAAUCAAUAUACAGAGAUCCGAUCGCGCACCGCCCGCGAACUCCACCGCGCCCCUCAUUUCGACAUUCAUGGGGCCAACCCCCCGCAUAAUGAAACCGUGGGUGGAUUCAUACCGAAAUACCAGCAUAUCAAGACAGGCGAGCACCUCAAAGACGUGGAAGUCAGUCUCGCAGGCAGGGUUUUCACCAAGCGAGAGGCAGGACCCAAGCUCAUAUUUUAUGAUCUGAGGCACAAGGGCGGCAAGCUCCAGAUAAUGUGUCAAGCUCAAGAGGCAGCGGGCCCGUUGACUUUCGAACAACAACAUGAACAUAUACGGCGUAAUGACAUUAUAUGGGUUACAGGCUACCCGGGACGGACAGCUCCAAGGAAUCGACCCGAGGGCGAACUCUCCCUAUUCGCAAGAGAAGUCAAAAUGCUUACACCAAGUCUACACCAACUCCCAUCAGAUCACUAUGGUUUCAAGGAUCAAGAGCAAAGAUACCGACAGAGACACCUGGACUGGAUCAUGAACGAGGCUUCGGUGGAUGUCUUCCGCAAGCGUCAUGAGAUUAUCCGCUACAUCCAAAAAUUCUUCGACGGGAUGGAUUUCAUUGAGGUGGAGACCCCUGUAUUGACCGCUAUAGCAGGGGGAGCGACCGCCAAACCUUUUAUGACGCACCACAACGAGCUGAACAUGACCCUCUACUUGCGGAUCGCACCAGAACUAGAUCUCAAGAAAAUGAUUGUUGGUGGGUUCGAUCGAGUCUACGAAAUAGGCAAGCAAUUCAGAAAUGAAGGCAUUGAUUUGACCCACAACCCGGAGUUCACGACCUGCGAGUUCUAUAUGGCAUACGCAGAUGUGUUUGAUGUCAUGGAAAUUACCGAAGAUCUGGUAUCUGGUUUGGUGAAGCACGUCACCGGCAGCUACGAGACUAAGUUUGACCCCCAGACAGGGGAGCAGUACCACAUCAAUUGGGCAAAGCCUUGGAAGCGUGUCGAGAUGAUACCAGCUCUCGAGGAAGCGUGCGGAGAGAAAUUUCCGCCUAGCACGGAGCUACAUACGGAGGCUUCUACCGAUUUCCUCAAGCGUGUUCUCAAGAAAAUGAAUAUCGAAUGCUCGCCACCGCAAACAAACGCCCGGAUGCUGGACAAACUUGUUGGCGAAUUCAUCGAAGAGAAGAUCGUUAAUCCCACAUUUAUCACCAAUCACCCUCAGAUCAUGUCUCCUCUUGCCAAAGUACACCGCAAGCAUCCGGGUCUCUGUGAGCGGUUCGAAGCCUUUGUCUGCAAGAAAGAGAUCGUAAACGCUUACAGCGAACAAAAUAAUCCCUUCGCGCAACGAGAAGCUUUUGAGGAACAAGCCAAAAUGAAAGCCCAGGGCGAUGAUGAAGUGCCGGCCAUUGACGAGAGCUUCAUAACGGCUUUGGAAUAUGGGUUGCCACCGACUGGAGGCUGGGGUAUGGGAAUUGACCGCCUGGUCAUGUUCUUGACUAACCAUUACAACAUCAAAGAGGUACUUGCCUUCCCUUUUAUGAAGGAUGACCGGAGCCAGGGCAAGGACAAAGGGGCUGUAGCCGAGGGAGAAGCCGUAGUGACCGGUCUCGAUGGGGGGAUUUGUAAGUCAAAAUCUGCAGAUUCGGGGGAUUUUGUGAUCUCGUCUCACCCAUUGUACAGUGCACAAAUAGACACGGACGAUUGA